GACAAGCAGACAAAGCGUCACCAAACCCACUAACCCAGUGUCACUCAAUCCACCACAAAUAUGCUUUCAUCUCAUGUGGGCCACCUUCUCGCCGAUUGACUUUGGAGCCGCAAUUCACCCCCGCGCUGUCAAAGUCCAGACGGCCUUGUAGCCAGCGAUGGCUGCGCCGCACAAGAUCGGCGCCGACUUCAGGAACUACCCGAACCUAGACGCCGAUGAGUUCGCAGAGGUCUGCCAUCACAUCGAUCGGCGUUACACCCAAGCGACUCUGGGGCCUGUGAGGCGCAGGUGGAAGCUGAGGGUCUGUAGGGCACUCGAUGUGUCUUUCUCCACCUCGGCCGAGUACGCCACUUACGUGCAGAUCAUCCGGCCUCUUGAUGGCGAGCUGGAUGAUGGCGACCUGUCAUCAUGCCUAGACAAUUUCUCGUUCGGCGACGGAGACAAGGACAUGACAAGCACGGAGGAUCACGAGAUGGCCGAGGCAGAGCAGGCAGAUUCAGCAGCAAUACACCCGGUGCGAAAGCCACCAGACUUUGGAUAUGUCACUUAUGAGAUUCAUCUUCAUCCGACGUAUCAAGUGCCUUGCCUCUGGUUCAGUCUGCAUGGCCUACCAUCAGACGAACCGGCCUUCAACAUCGACACCGUCUUCCGCCGUCUGGUUCCAGACCAGUACAAGGACGGGCUUCGAAAGCUAGGCGGAAUUGGCGGCAUAUCAGCGGAUUACCACCCUCUCACGGGUGUCCCCAGCUUCUUCGUACAUCCAUGUCUCCUCGGCGAUCAGGUGUCGAUCUUCGACUGUUCCAAGGAGAAUUACCUCAUGGUGUGGCUAGGCCUCGUCGGGGGCUGCGUUGGCCUGUGGGUGCCGAAGGAAAUGGCCAUGGACUGAGUCACCGUCGACCCAGAGCGUUCUGACUUUCAACCCUGCCACGAGACGUUCCCAAUCGACCACGCAAUACGCUAUCAGUCAUCGUCGCUGUCCUCCUCCAUCGCCACGUCGCUGUCCUCGUCCUCGUCCUCGUCCUCCCGCGGCCGUUUCUGUCCCCUGUUCUCUGCGUCGUCCGCGCUGGCUGUUGGCUGACCGGCCGCGGCGGGUGGUUUUAUUGGCAGACCUGAUGGGCCGGGUGGUGCAGCGGCCGCUGAGCCCGGAGGUGGUGCGUUGAAUAUACUCUGCUGCAGGUCGGUCAUCUCGGCCUGUUGGUUGGCAGAUGUUGGGAUCUUGAAAGUCCCGUCGAGUUUCGCAACCACGUUGGACUUGGACUUGGCGUACGACACUUUCUAUUGGACACUUUAGCAUCAUACCCCGGACUACUAGAUCAUAGAUAGCGAGAAGGAAACGAACCAUCUCGUGUCCCAGGAAAUUGA
Diaporthe batatas is the source of this 1362-nucleotide messenger RNA. RefSeq lists its product as uncharacterized. The coding region runs from base 158 to 886 and encodes 242 amino acids. The record is from RefSeq and is a predicted model, not a curated record. Gene Ontology annotation, cellular component: intracellular anatomical structure. The transcript has 3 exons. Gene Ontology annotation, molecular function: Atg12 transferase activity. Lineage: Eukaryota; Fungi; Ascomycota; Sordariomycetes; Diaporthales; Diaporthaceae. Gene Ontology annotation, biological process: protein modification by small protein conjugation; macroautophagy; protein lipidation.